AUGGAUGAAGAGAUUUCCAAGUUCUCUGAUCGGUUCAUUUUGGGUAUGGGAGGAGGAGACUCGGCUCUCAGGAUGUUUGACGUGAACUUCAAAGAAACGAGGAGCAGAACCAAUAAAAACAAAGAGACAGACGGACUUUCUGGACGUGGUAACAGACCUGCAAACAUAGAAGGACGUGAGAUCAUGGAGCGCAUUAAACAAAGGCUUAAAACCCAUCUUCAGGAGAAGUUUACCUGGAUAUGUGAGGGUACAUCCGGCAGUCGGUCCAGACUCGAGAAUGUCUACACAAAACUCUACAUCACCCAGCAGGCUGACCAACACGGCUCCAUGCAACAUGAGAUCCUGCACCAUUUCAUGCUUCCUGAUGAGAAAUCCCCGUACGCAAACAUGAGCUACCAGCAGAUCAACAGCUGGGACAUCUUCAAACCAGGAAGUUUUUUCCAAAAACCACCUGAACAAAACAAGCCCAUCCAAAGAGUGAUGACGACAGGGAUCGCUGGCAUCGGGAAAACCUUCGCCGUCCAAAACUUCGCCCUAAACUGGGCCGAGGGAAAGCUCAACCAGCACAUUGAUUUCAUCUUUGUGCUCCCUUUUAGAGUGCUGAACAUGCUGAAGGAGGGUGAGUACAGUCUGCUGCAGCUCCUCCUCCACUUCUACCCUGAACUGAAGCCUCUGUAGAAUGCACAACGCCUCACCAACAAGCAGGUGCUGUUCAUCUUCGAUGGUCUGGAUGAAAGCAGGUUUCCUCUGGACUUCGAUGGAAGUCCCAGCCUCAGCGACGUUAACCAGAGAUCAACGGUUGCUGUGCUGCUUAUCAACCUCAUCAAAGGGAAUCUGCUGCCCAAGUCUCUGCUCUGGGUAACUUCCCGUCCUGCAGCAGCCAAUCAGAUUCCUUCCUGCUACAUUGACCAGAGGACAGAAGUGCAAGGGUUCACGGAUGUAGAAAAAGAAAACUACUUCAGGAAGAGAUUCAGCUCUGCGGGUCAGCUCAAAGAAGUCCUGUCACAUCUCAGAGGGAUGAUAAGCUUCCAUUUCAUGGGCCAUAUCCCAAUCUUUUGUUGGAUAAUCGCAGAGGUAUUUAGGAAGUCUUGGAAUGACGAGCGGAGUCGAAGGAUCACAACGAUGACAGAGUUGUACAUCUAUUAUUUACUCAUUCAGACACAAAGAACAAAACAGAAAUAUGAGACGGAGAGUGCAAAGAAAAAGUCUACAUCACAGAAUGCUGCCAUGUUCUUUAAUCUGUCUAAGCUGGCAUUUGAGCAGCUGCAGAAAGGAAACAUCAUCUUCUAUGAAGAGGACCUCAGAGAGUGCAGCAUUGAUGUUGAUGAAGCUUCAGCGUUUUGUGGACUUUGCUCAGAGGUCCUAAAGCAGGAGCACGGUCUGUACCAGAAGAUGAUGUUCAGCUUUGUGCAUUUAAGCUUCCAGGAGUUUCUUGCUGCUCUUUACAUGUUCCACUGCUGUGAGACGAAGAACGUCAUCCCUCUGAAGUCCUUCCUGGAUGUUGACCCUGUGGAUCUGAGCAUGUCUCAGUUGCAUAAGAAGAUUGUGGAUAAAGCAUUGCAGAGUGAGAAGGGUCAGCUGGACCUGUUUCUCUGUUUCUUCCUUGGACUCUUACAGGAGUCAAAUAACACGAUGCUGCAAGGUUUGUUUCCCCCGACUGGAAGCAGCUCAGAUACAGCUGAGGAGAUGAAGAUGUACCUGAGAGGCUUUCAUGCAGGCAACAUCCCCAAAGAGAGGUGCAUGAAUCUUUUCCUCUGCAAAUUUGAGCUAAAAGAAAAGAGAUUUCAGGAUGACAUAAGGAAGUUCCUAAAUUCAGGAGCCAGGCUGUCACCCAUUGACUGCUCCGUGCUGUCCACCAUGCUGCAGAUAUCUGGAGAAGUGAUGGAACAACUCGAUCUAACUAUAUGCUAUACUCCACUUUUUGGGGGUGAAAGACUUAUCCUGCAAAUUAGGAACUGCAAGAAGGCUGAAGCUGAGGUGUUCGCCUCAGCUCUCAGCUCAAACUCCCAGCUCAAAAAACUCGACCUGAGUUGCAAUGAGCUGCAGGAUUCAGGGGUGCAGCUGCUGUCUGUUGGACUAGGAAGCUCAAAAUGUCAGCUGGAAACACUUAGGUUGUCAUGCUGUGGGAUCACAGAAGAAGGCUGUGCUUCUCUGGCCUCAGCUCUGAAGUCCAACCCCUCCUAUCUGAGAGAGCUGGAUCUGAGCUACAACCAUCCAGGAGAGUCUGGAGUGAAGCUGCUCUCUGAGAGACUUGAGGAUCCAAAAUGUAGACUGGAAAUACUCAAUGUGGACCAUAAUGAAGAACACUUUGUCAACCCGCAGCUUCUGAACAAAUAUCCCUGUGAUCUGACGUUUGACCUGGACUCUAUGAACGAACACCUCCUCCUGUCUGAGUGUGGCAGGACAGUGAGCUACACGAAAGAAAAGCAGCCGUAUCCUGCUCAUCCAGAGAGGUUUGAUUGUUCCAGCUUGGUGCUCUGCAGAGAAGGUCUGACUGGACGCUGCUACUGGGAGGUGGAGUGGACUGGUUAUGUGAACAUUGCUGUGACUUAUAAAAGCUUGAAGAGGAAGGAAUGGGACACACAGAUCGAACAGAGCGAUGACACCUGGUGCUUCAGUAUCAAUGCAUCAGAUGGUUAUUCUUUCCAGCACAGUUUUCAGCAAGUCUUUGUACCGAUCCCACACAUUGACGUCAAAGCCUUCCUGUCCAGACCCAAGACACUAGGGCUGUUUCUGGACUGGCCAGCUGGGAUUCUCUCUUUCUAUUGGUUGUCUGGAAACAAAAAAACCCUCAUUUACACCUUCCACUCCACUUUCACUGAGCCUCUCUUCCCAGCAUUCUUGGUUUCCGGGGGAUCUUUGACUUUGACCCCUGUAGCGAAGCUGAAAAUGGAUGUUACUCAUUCGAGCUUCACACCUGAGGUCUGCCAAGAAAGAACCGGGGUUUCAUACAGCUUCAGGUUCCCCGGUUGUGGGUUGUUCCGGUGUUCUCUGACUGGUCUGGUGUUCAACGCGACCCAUGAGGGGGAGGUGACGUACAGGACUUUGAUCUGGGACGACAAGCUCCUGCAGUCUGCUCACAAGAUGCCCGGAGGACCGCUGUUCAGCAUCGAGUGUCCACAGGACUCUGUCAGCCAGCUUCACCUGCCGCACUGUGAACCUGAAGCCGCUCUGGUGGCUGAGAGCCUCUCCGUCGUCCACAUCACUGACGACGGCAUGAACAUCCUCAAGCCGCUGGAGGUCACAGAAACCCACGUGGUCGUGGACAUCCCACACCUCUCUGGCUUUGGCGUUGUGUGGGACACAGGGAAACGCUUCCUGAACUUCAAGGCGAAGCCUAUCCAGGGCCAAGCCCUGCUGUUCCUGAGACCCAUGCACAGACCCAUCCUCAUCCUAAGUGUGAUCCUGCUGCCAAGCAACGUCCCUCUGACAGAUGUGAAAGCUCAGCACACCGACUCCGAGUUCAUCCAGGCUCCAUCUUUCUGCCGCUUCCACCAAGAGCAAACUUACAGCCUCCACAGCGACCCUGAAGGUUUCACCAUCCAGCCUAAAACUGCGAAGUUUUUUGGAAAUUAUGGACCAAAUUAUCAUGCAACGUUUGAGAUCAUCAUGCCGUCGAGCACGGAGGAAGUGACCGUGAUGAUCCAGGAUCCGGAGAAGAUGCGUGUGUGGGAGUACGGCCUCCAUCUGCCCGGAGAACGAGUCGCCACCAUGUACAAAAUGUAUAACACCCAGUGGGACGAAGACACCGAGGAGGACAAGAAUUCCCUGAACUCUUCCUUCUGGUCUGAUGGGGAGAGGCGCGAGGAAGAGGAGGAGGAAGAAGUUGAGCUUGAGAGAGGAGACUUCAACAAAGAUGAAAAACAAGAGGAGGAGGUGCUGAAGAAAGAUGCCGAGCGCAGAGUGGAAGCAGGCGGGUCUUUGAGCAACAAAGACGUCAAGUUCAUCGACUCUAAGAUGGAUUCCAGCUGGAUAACAGUCAUCCGACCAGGGGUUACCCAGCCGGCCAAGAAAACAGAUCGAGUGGCCAGUGCCACCUCUUACCGUGUGGUCGCCAGGGCGUUUGACAUGCCUCGGGCAACUAUUCAUCGGGCAGUGCACAGGGUGAGUGCGAAGAUUGCUGGCCUCCUCUACCAAGUGGUCCGCCAUCCCACUGCAGAGGAUCUCCCUCGCUUGGGUGCCCGUUUCGCCCGUCUAGCUGGAUCUGCAGCCUUCAACCGAGUGGUGGGAGCCAUAGAUGGUUGCCAUGUCCGGGUGAAGCCCCCUGCAGAGGACUCCGCCUGUUAUUUCAACAGAAAGCUGUUCCAUUCAGUCCAGCUGCAGGCCAUCUGUGACGACACUGGAAGGUUUCUGGAUGUGUUUGUGGGAUACUGUGGGUCAGUACAUGAUGCCCGAGUUCUGCAGAACAGCCCCAUCUACUACAAGCAGUCCCACCCCCCACCAGGUUACUGCAUCAUUGGAGAUGGUGGCUACCCCUGCUUGUCGCAGCCCAUCUGCCUCAUGACGCCCUUCAGACAGCCUGUCCGCAACCACCUCCAAGCUCGCUUCAACUGCUACCUGUCAAAGGCGAGGUGUGUUGUAGAGAGGUCCUUUGGGAUCCUAAAGACCAGAUGGAGGUCCAUCUUCUUAAAGGCUCUGGAGGUGGAGGUCAAGUACGUGCCAGAGGUCAUUGUCUGCUGCACUGUCCUCCACAACAUCUGCAUGAGCAACGGGGACCUGCUGGAGCCAGAUGCUGAUGCUGAUGUCAGGAGGGCAGCUGGAGAACAACCAGCAGCAGGACCAGCACCAGCGCCCCCAGGAACCGUCUGUGGGGCUAAUGAGAGACAGAGGAUGGCAACAACCUGUUACACCCCAGAACACAACUACAUUUAA
Messenger RNA from Melanotaenia boesemani (Boeseman's rainbowfish), 4872 nucleotides. RefSeq lists its product as uncharacterized. Lineage: Eukaryota; Metazoa; Chordata; Actinopteri; Atheriniformes; Melanotaeniidae. The transcript has 15 exons. The record is from RefSeq and is a predicted model, not a curated record. Gene Ontology annotation, molecular function: protein binding.